AAUGAUAUGUUAUGUAGUUUAUAUGGCUAUAGUACUGUGGGGUAAGAUGGGAUACUAUUAGCACCUUAAUUUGCGGAUCGACUUUUGAACAUGUAUACUAACGCGAUUUUAGAGUCGUUUAGCUUCAGUUAUACAAUUCUGAAAAUAUUCUUUGUUUACUACCAAAUGGGAAAAGAGAAAAAAAAAGCUUGUCUCAUUUCCCACACCUUGAUAUAUAUUUUUUUACUCCAUCGUUUUACCUGCACAUAUUUAAAUACGCUUGACGUAAUUAUCAGCACACAUUGUGCAGGUCAUUUUUAUUCGCCCCACGGGGAUAUCUUUUUUUAAGUAAUAAAAAAUUUAAAAUUGUUAGGCUGUAAAGUUAAGGGCUUCAUAUUUAGGUACAUCGAUUGGUAACGUUAUUGCCCUCUGAUCAUUUCCAGAAAAGCAAUUUUAUCUUUACCAAUUAAACUCGCAAAGCGGAAGAACCCGAUGCCGUAUUUAGUGCAUAUGGGUGUCCUGUUACAAUCCGUGUAGUGUAUGCUGCAUACAUUUUAAAGGGUUUGUCAUUGUAGUCGUCUCCAAGUACUUAGCGUCGCACGCUGCUAGUAUAGCUUUACUCAUAGAUACCCCGCCUUGUGUUCAUUGGUUACGCAGCCGAUUACAGUAAACGUGCUUAGUCAGCAGUUGUGUUUCAAGAAGGCCCUAAUUAAACGACGACCAAAAGCCUUAAUUUUCGCAUGUUUGUAUAACCAUAGAGGCGUAGCGGAUUCAGUAAACAAAGUUUAGUUAUUAAUUGAACCGGCCAAACAGUCAAUGUAGUUUAGCAAGAUAAAUUUUUAAGUGAAGGUUAUACUAGAACUAAAGUUUUUGUAUAAGAUGGAACCUCUGGAGGAAAUGGCGGAAAUUCUUCCUAAUGUCAGCGCUUCAUCAAUAGAAAAACAAAAGUUAUCAUGGUGGGCGUUCUGGUCAGUCUUUCUCACAUAUUUUGCCGGCGGAUUUCAAUAUGGGUAUUCCAUUGGCUCCGUGAACGCGGCAGCAGUACCGAUUCAGACUGCCCUGCAAGAUUAUCACAUGAUGCGGCACAACCAAACGAUGACCGAAAAUCAACUUCAAGUGAAAUGGGUGUCAAUCCUGGCUUGUUUUCCAGUUGGUGGAAUUAUCGGUUCUUUCUUUGUGAACCAACUCAGAAAAUUUGAAUAUAGGAAAACCCUGGCGAUUCUGCAUUCCGCAACAGUGUUAGCAAGCAUCUUACUCGCCCUGACAUACGCGGGUAAAGCCUUUGAACUUUUAAUUGUUGGUCGACUAAUCAUCGGAUUUGUAACCGCCACUGCUGGCACAGGCAUUGCGCCACUGUACAUGGUCGAAGUAAGUCCGCGUCAUCUCAGAGGAAUACUUGGUGCUUUGUUUUCGUUAUCAAUAAGCACUGGUAACCUCCUGGCAAACAUUUUCGGACUUGAGCAGUUACUUGGGAACAACUCGCUAUGGCCUGUUCUGCUCUUUUUCACGUGCGUGCCGUCCUUGCUCCUUUUGACGUUCUGCUAUUUCAUGGCACCAGGACCAAGGAGUCUGUACUUUGCCGAACAAAACCAAUCAGCCACUGAAACCUUGUUGAAAAGACUUCGUAAAACUGAUGACGUAAGUGAAGAGUUACAAGACCUACGUGAUGAAUACGCCAAACGUGAUGCGGAAGAACGAGUGACAAUCAAACAGAUUCUAACUUCCCCGAACUUACGAAACCAAGUCUGGGGAACGUCGUUCGUUACAGUUGGCCAUAUGAUAACUGGUAUAAACGCUGUACAAAUAUACAUGGGGCAGCUCUUUGUUCUUUCUGGAGUGGAAUCUUCCCUGAUUCCAUAUUUUACGAUUGCAGCAGCGUUUGUCCUAGCGGCUACAAAUUGUAUUGGGGCGAAGUUGGCAGUGAAAAUAGCAAGUCGAUAUCUUCUGAUUUUCGGCUACCUGGUCGAAGCAAUAUCAUUAGUACUUUUGACCGUUACCGCUACAACACAACACUUGGCAACUUGGAUAUCAUACAUUUCGAUUGUUUCAGCAAUGUGUUUUAAUUUUGGCUUCGCCAUUGGACCUGGUGCAAACACACUGACUUUAGUUUCGGAAAGCUUUCCACAAAGUGCAAGAUCAGCCGCACAAUCUCUUGCAUGUUUUUUGUUCUGGCUUUGCUUCACUUUGGUCAUUGUGGUUUGGCCUUAUCUUCAGGACGCAAUUGGUGGAUAUUCGUAUCUGGUGUUUGCAACACUGGCUUUUUUGUUCGCGGCGCAUGUUUACGUUGCAAUUCCAGUUACCAAGCAUCGAACAUUUUUAGAAAUAGACGAAUCGUACAAAAGUUUGAAGCUCCCUUGUCAUCGUUUAAGGCGAAGAAGUCGCGCUUCAGAACUGACAAAUAUUCCGGUUUAACUGGAUUGUUUUAAACUAGAAAAGGUUCAAUCUCUGUUUAAGCUAACGUGCAUCUUCGAUUUCUUAUGCAAUGAUCUUUCAUAUAGUACGGUGGAGGUAGACGGGACACCACCUCUGGAACAUAAUAUCAUAAUAUCCUGACCGUGUUUAAAACCAUUAAAACAGUCUAUGGGAGACGCGAGGACACGGUUUUGUAAUUCUUGUUUUUUGUUUACUUCCAAAUGGGACGGGAAAAUAGAAUAAAAAUCUGUCUCAUCUUCCCCCACCCCACCCUACUAUAUUAUAUUUAUCAGCAUACAGUGAUUUGUCAAACAGAUAGGCCUAUACCUCUUUCAUUGAAAUAAACGGUAUUAAAUUUAAUAA
Molecule: messenger RNA, 2754 nt
Organism: Ciona intestinalis (vase tunicate)
Lineage: Eukaryota; Metazoa; Chordata; Ascidiacea; Phlebobranchia; Cionidae
Source: RefSeq, a predicted model, not a curated record